UAAGGUUUUAGUAUUUUACCAUUUACCUGGAGAAAUUUAGUAUAUUAUAUAGUAUAUAGUAAAUUGCACAAUUGUGGGUAAUUGAAUUUUUUCUCUCCCAUAUGUUUAUUAUUUCAAUAUAUGAUUAUAUUAGAAGUUGAAGAUAAAGUAUCAUCAAAAUUUUCCACCACCUUGGGGUGGUUGAAACUGGUCUGCAGUGACUCAACAAUGUAUUUAGAUCUUGAUACAUAAAGCUGCUCAUUAAAAAACAUCAUGUCCUCUCAUACUAGUGACGAAAAGACUUUUCCAAUUCCUCGCUCUACUUACUUGGGUAACAAUUCUCAAAAUUCAAAUGUGGGUUUUUCAAAUUUGGAACCUACUGCUCAAGAAUUUUACCCUGCAAGUGCAGGCUUCCAUAAUGGAGCCGUUAAAAAAAGACCACAGCAGCAGUUCUACAAUAGAAACAGGAUUAGGGAAAAUGGAAGAGGACGAAAUAGGUUUGGCACUGGUCGAACAUUCAAUGGUUUCAGAAAUGAUUACAGUGCUGGUCACAUGAAGGGCAGAAUAUCCUACAACAAUAGUAGUGAAAAUUCAGAAGAUAUAAAUAAGGAGGGACAUUAUUUACAAUCAACUGAAGAAAAAAUGUUUGUAAACAAUCUAGACCAAUACUCAACUAAACAUGUGACUUCUGCUGAUAAUAAAAAUCUGGGAGAGUCCAGUUUUUCACAAAAUAGGUAUGUGGAUAGUCAAAACAAGUCUACUUCAGGCUCUUCCAGGUCAUUCAGAGGAUAUGGGGGAAAUUCAGAAAAGUCAAAAAGAAACUUCAACUCGAAUAAGAAUUUCGAGAGAAACUUCUAUGAAAACACCCACCAGAAUUACCAUAGAAAUCUUCAGUCUUCUGAAAAGUUUCAACAAAAUUCUGAAAAGUUCUGUCAACCUCAUGAAAAAUCCUUCCAAAGUUAUGAUCAACCUCCUGAAAAAUUCAGCCAAAAUUAUGAUAGAUAUUUGCAACGAAAUGUUGAGAAACCAAAAUUCAAUUAUAGGGAUAAAGGCAGAAAAUACGGAAACGGUAACUUUUGUAGAUAUGAUGGUAAUAAUGUUUUUUCUGACAAUAAGAGGAAUCAAAAUAUGCCAGACCAUCAGACAGACUAUAAAUGGGGUGACAGUGAAUUAAGAGAUCAUGUAAAGUUGAAUCCAUUUAAAAUGGGUUUCAAACCUCAUUUUGAAAAUAGGGCUAAUAAUAAAACUGAUGAAGGAGGAUCUUCAAAUGAUUGGAGAAAAUCCAGAACUAAUGAUGAAAAAACUUCGAAUGAAAAGUCCAAUAAAAAACUUGAUGCAGCAUCUCAAAGAGUGAGAUUGGUGGAAAUGUUGUCUCGUCGUAUUUUAGAAUGCCUGGUUUGUUGCGAAAAAAUUAAAAAUAGUGACAAAGUUUGGUCGUGCAUACUUUGCUAUCACAUUUUACACCUUCACUGUGUAUCUGCUUGGGCGAAAUCAUCUAAAAUAGAAAACAGUUGGAGAUGUCCGGCAUGUCAAAAUGUCUGCUGUGAAUUACCUGAACAAUACAAAUGUUACUGCGGUAAGAUGUUAGAACCUAGAUACGAAGCUGGUACUAUACCGCAUGGCUGUGGAGAAAUGUGCCUGAGAAAAGGCCGUACAUGUGAACAUAAAUGUACUAUAUUAUGCCAUCCAGGACCUUGCCCAGAUUGCACAAUAAUGGUUGCAAAACCCUGUGGCUGUGGGGCAACAAAACCGAUAGUAAAAUGUAGUAAUGAUGUAGAAAUUGUUUGCGACUCGCUUUGUAAUAAAACAUUAGAAUGUGGUGCACAUAGUUGCAAAUCGAAAUGUCAUUCCGGACUAUGCAGCCCUUGCGAAGAGACUAUCAUUCAAGAAUGCUUUUGUGGCAAAGAGGGAAGGAAGGUGGCUUGCUGCGCAGAAUAUAAGGGUCAAACUCAUUAUAACUGUGGAGAAGUAUGUGACAAAUUGUUAUCGUGUGGCAACCAUAACUGUCAAAAAAUAUGUCAUGAUGGACCCUGCGAUGUUUGUGUCCGAGAUGUUGAUGCUGUUCAAACUUGUCCUUGCGGGAAGACACGUCUGCUGAAGCCAAGAACAUCUUGUUCUGAUCCGAUUCCAUGUUGUGAUAAGAUUUGUGGAAAACCUUUGAAAUGUGGCCAGCCUAAUAACCCUCACAGGUGUGAACAAUAUUGUCAUGAAGGAGACUGCCCUCCUUGUCCAUUGACUACCGUUGUCAGAUGUCGUUGUGGCAACAUGGACAAGGAAUUGUCCUGUCUAAAACUGACUACCAAGGCUGAUGAUGCUAGAUGUGAAAAAAAAUGUAUCAAGAAACGGUCUUGUGCUAAACACAAAUGUAAUCAACGCUGCUGUAUAGAAAUCGAACACAUCUGUCCUCUUCCAUGCAACCAUCAACUGUCGUGUGGUCAGCACCGUUGUGAACGUACUUGCCAUUCUGGAAGAUGUCCUCCUUGCAUGGAAACCAGUUUUGAAGAGCUCUACUGCGAAUGUGGAAAAAGCGUUCUUUUCCCACCCAUUCCCUGUGGUACCAAACCGCCCAGUUGCAGUGAACCAUGUUCCAGACAGCGACCAUGUGGUCAUGAACCAAACCAUUCUUGUCAUACCGGUCCCUGUCCUCAGUGCACCGUCUUGUCCAAAAGGUGGUGCUACGGAAAACAUGAACAACGGGCAGCAAUUCCCUGUCAUCAGCAGAAUUUCAGUUGUGGUUUGCCAUGUGGGAAAGAAAUGCCCUGCGGCAGACACAAAUGUAACAAACCAUGUCACGAUGGUCCUUGUCCGAGCCCUUGCAGACAACCUUGCACCGUUUUGAGAAGUUUAUGUGGGCAUCCCUGUGGCAGACCAUGCCACGACCCUCCAUGCCCAGAAAGCAGUUGUAAGCAAAAUGUACCAAUCACCUGUUUAUGCGGGGUCCAAAAAAGUACAAGACCUUGCAUAGAAGUAGCAGACGAAUUCAAGAACUUGCAGAUGGCACAGAUCAAAGAAAAAAUGGGUGUUUUAUCCGUUAGUCACGCUGUUGAUAUAUCGGACAUUCUUUAUGUUCCUAUGAAACCUUCUGUGCUCAAAAUUUUGGAAUGUACAGAAGAAUGUAAAGUUUUGGAGAGAAAUCGUAGACUAGCAAUAGGGUUGCAGAUACGGAAUCCAGACCUCAGCCAAAAGCUAACACCGAAGUACUCUGACUUCAUGAGACUGUGGGCUAAAAAAGACCCUCAUUUCUGUCAAAGAGUUCACGAUAAACUAACUGAGCUUGUACAGUUGGCCAAGAACAGCAAACAAAAAAGUCGAUCCUACUCCUUUGAGUCGAUGAAUAGAGACAAGCGUCAUUUUGUUCAUGACUAUUGUGAACAUUUUGGAGUGGAGAGUGCCGCAUAUGAUGCAGAACCGAACAGGAAUAUAGUAGCCACCGCAAUCAAGGAUAAAUCCUGGCUACCUAGCAUGGGCCUCCUAGAAGUAAUUCAAAGGGAAAAUGGACAAAGGAAGGUGCCAGGACCAAUGUCGGUGUCAAGUAAAGGUACCCCAAGUAAGCCUGAAACUGUGUCAUUGAAGUUGCCUAUCAGAGUACAAAGGGCUGGUACCCCUCCCAGUGAAGUUGAUAGUUACAAUCCACCUUUAUAGAACCGUAUAUUUUUACAUUUAUAUGCAAGUUUAUCUGUUAUUUUCAUUUAAUAAACAAAUAAAGUUUCAUUUGGUUCAA
Molecule: messenger RNA, 3700 nt
Organism: Leptinotarsa decemlineata (Colorado potato beetle)
Lineage: Eukaryota; Metazoa; Arthropoda; Insecta; Coleoptera; Chrysomelidae
Gene: stc
Product: nuclear transcription factor, X-box binding stc
Biological process (GO): negative regulation of transcription by RNA polymerase II
Cellular component (GO): nucleus
Molecular function (GO): DNA-binding transcription factor activity, RNA polymerase II-specific; RNA polymerase II transcription regulatory region sequence-specific DNA binding; zinc ion binding
Source: RefSeq, a predicted model, not a curated record